AUGGCUUCCGAAUCAUGGAAGAAGAAGCCUGCACCUGUUCAAGUGCUGGAGAAAGAUUUGCCGUCUUCGAUACCUCCCCAGACUGGACUCACAUUCAAUGUGUGGUAUAACAAAUGGUCACAAGGAAACAGCGGUGGAAAUCGAUUUGUGAGUCCCUUCAAGCUGAAUGCUGACUCGGACCAGGGCUACACGAAAGGAGACAAGUCGAAAAGGACCUUUUUCUGCCUCUAUUUCACCAAGGGAAUGUGUUGUUUGGGCAAAAAAUGCGAGUAUUUGCAUCAUGUCCCAACCGCAGACGAUGUCGUCAGACUCUCACUGCAAUCAGACGUGAUCGAUUGUUUUGGGCGUGAAAAACACGGCAGCUACAGGGAAGACAUGGGUGGAGUAGGAUCAUUUCGCAAAAGAAACAAGACACUGUACAUUGGAGGUCUAUCUGGCGCCUUGAAUGAUCUAAGUCUCAAAGCAGGACAGGUCGAAAACCGUAUACGGUUUUCGUUCGGCAAAUUGGGUCCUCUGGAGAGAAUACGAUUUGUAGAGACGAAAAAUUGUGCAUUUGUGAAAUAUAAACACGAAACCCAUGCCGAGUUCGCUAAAGAAGCUAUGAGCAACCAAACUUUGCUGAUUCCGUCCGAUAAGGAAUGGGCAAAUCGUCGCGAAGGCACGGGGCUCUUGGUAAAAUGGGCAACCGAUGAUCCCAGUCCCGAGGCGCAACGGCGUGAAAAGCAACAGCAAGAUGAGGAAUCCCUCAAGGUUAUGCUGAAUAUACUCAAAAAACACGAUACUACUGAGUCUACAGCGAACAAAAUAGAAGCCGAAACUGAAAUAACUCCGAACAAGCGACUUUUAGAGAGCGCUGAUGCAGAUACACAGUCAUUUGAAAGCUCCAUAUUUGGUAGUCUUUCCCAAAAUAACCUGAAUAGGCUGAAGAAACUGAAAGUGGAAAAGCCAGCCGAGAAGGUCAUUGAGCACUCUCUUCCGACAAAACUGGUUGAUUAUCCGUCAUCGGAUGAUGACUAG
This is a messenger RNA of Lachancea sp. 'fantastica', 1017 nucleotides long. Lineage: Eukaryota; Fungi; Ascomycota; Saccharomycetes; Saccharomycetales; Saccharomycetaceae. The record is from the annotation of a GenBank genome assembly.